CCGCGGCACCAUGUCCCGCCGCAAGAUCUCGUCAGAGUCCUUCAGCUCGCUGGGCUCGGACUGCCCGGAGACGAGUCCCGAGGAGGAGGGCGAGUGUCCCCUGUCCCGCCUCUGCUGGAACGGCAGCCGCAGCCCCCCCGGCCCCGCCGACACCCCCUUCGCCGCCGCCGCCGCCGCGGCCAGCGCCGGGGCGCGCCGCGCUCCGCGCCGCCGGCGGGUCAACCUGGACUCGCUGGGCGAGAGCAUCCGCCGGCUGACGGCCCCCGCGCCUCAGACCAUUCGGCAGACUCUUCAAAAGACACUGCAGUAUUUUGAGCAUCAAGUUAUUGGGUACAGAGAUGCAGAGAAGAAUUUUCACAAUAUAUCAAACAGAUGCUCCUAUACAGACUGCUCUGGCAAUGAAGAAACUGAAGAUGUCUCAGGAAUUCUCCAGUGUACAGCUAAUGUACUUGGUCUGAAGUUUGAGGAAAUGCAAGAAAAGUUUGGGGAGGAAUUCUUCAAUAUCUGCUUUGACGAGAAUGAAAGAGUUCUUCGAGCUGUAGGUGGGACCCUUCAAGACUUCUUCAAUGGCUUUGAUGCUUUGCUGGAGCAUAUUAGAACUUCAUUUGGAAGACAGGCCACCCUGGAAUCUCCUUCUUUCCUAUGCAAAGAACUCCCUGAUGGCAAUCUCAUGCUUCAUUAUUUUCACCCACAUCAGAUUGUGGGAUUUGCAAUGACAGGAAUGAUAAAAGCAGCAGCAAAGAAGAUUUACCGCUUGGACGUAGAAGUAGAACAGGUCACAAAUGAUAAGUUGUGUUCAGAGGGGACAAACCCAGGUAACUGCAGUUGUUUGACUUUCCUUAUCAAAGAACAUGAAAAUGCAAAUACCACAAAAGCACUUCCACCUGGAACUUCCCAGUCCCCCUUAGACCUGAGGAUUAGUAUCAGCACCUUCUGCAGAGCUUUCCCCUUUCACCUGAUGUUUGAUCCAAACAUGCUGGUUCUCCAGCUUGGAGAAGGUCUUAGGAAGCAGCUCAGAUGUGACACUCAUAAAACCCUGAAAUUCCAAGACUGCUUUGACAUAGUCUCUCCUAAAAUCAGUGCCACAUUUGAACGAGUUCUCCUGAGGUUAUCUACACCCUUUGUCAUUCGGACCAAACUUGAGGAUUCUGACUCUGAAAGUAAAGAUAAGGUGAUGGAGAUUAAAGGACAAAUGAUUCACGUGCCAGAAUCAAACUCGAUAUUGUUCCUGGGUUCCCCCUGUGUGGACAAGCUGGAUGAGCUGAUGGGCCGAGGCCUCCAUCUUUCAGACAUACCUAUCCACGAUGCUACUCGUGAUGUCAUAUUGGUUGGGGAGCAAGCAAAGGCGCAGGAUGGCUUGAAAAAACGAAUGGAUAAGCUGAAGGCAACGCUAGAAUGUACACACCAAGCCCUGGAAGAGGAGAAGAAGAAGACAGUAGAUCUCCUUAUUUCUAUUUUCCCUGAAGAGGUGGCCCAGCAGCUGUGGCAGGGGCAGCAGGUCCAGGCCAGGAAGUUUGAUGAUGUCACCAUGCUCUUCUCGGACAUUGUUGGCUUCACUGCCAUCUGUGCUCAGUGCACGCCCAUGCAGGUCAUCAGCAUGCUCAACGAGCUCUACACACGCUUCGACCACCAGUGUGGAUUCCUUGACAUCUACAAGGUGGAAACAAUAGGUGACGCGUACUGUGUUGCAGCAGGGCUCCAUAAGAAAAGCCUUAGUCAUGCCAAAGCCAUUGCCCUGAUGGCACUGAAGAUGAUGGAGCUUUCAGAAGAGGUUCUUACUCCAGAUGGAAGCCCUAUUAAGAUGAGGAUAGGCAUUCACUCAGGGUCAGUGCUGGCCGGCGUGGUUGGUGUGAGGAUGCCGCGCUAUUGCCUCUUCGGGAACAACGUCACCCUCGCCAGCAAGUUCGAGUCAGGAAGUCACCCACGCCGCAUCAAUGUCAGUCCCACCACUUACCAGCUCUUGAAAAAGGAAGAAAAUUUUAUUUUUAUCCCUCGUUCCCGUGAAGAGCUUCCAGAAAACUUUCCAAAGGAAAUUCCUGGGAUCUGUUACUUCCUGGAGGUCAGAAGUGGUCAGAAGCCGCCAAAACCUUCCGUGACAUCUGCCAGAGUGAGGAAGGUGUCUUACAACAUCGGCACCAUGUUCCUCCGGGAGACCAGCCUAUGAGGCCAGCUGCAGAUCAAAGACUCGACAAAAAAGCACAAGCCCAGAACUGGGUCAUGACAGGGGAGUUGGAGGUUCUUUGUGUUUCACUGCCUUCUUCUGAACAGGCAGUGAAAAGCUCCAUGUAAUGUCAGGCAAUAAUCAUUUUAAAAGGUGGGUAACUGCUGUCAGUAAACAAAGUGGAGAUAGGGAAAAAAUAUUUAAAAAUGUACUUCCGCUUCCAGAGGAAUUUCUUUCAUAAACUUCAGUCUGGCCCCUCUAUGGCAAACAAAACAACAAAACAAAACCCCAACUCUCAAAUUGGAGGUUGGUCUUGUUUUGUGCAGAAAGGAUGAUGGUUCUCUGUAGAUUUGCACCAGCUAAGCAGAAUUGAGAGUCAGUUCUGAUUAUGCAUUCCUAUAUUUAAUGUGUUCUUCAGUAAGGUAAUGAUGUUUUUUAACUUUAUGAACAAGCAUUUCAUACAUAUACUGUAGAGCUAUUGUAACCUUCCUGGCAGGAGGAAUUAUGACUCAAUACAAAUAUUGUAGGAAUUUUACCUAUUUUUAUACAUAUUUCACUUUCUGGAUAAUUACAUUCCACAUACUGUAAGUUGAGUGAGCUUAGAUAGCUUUCCAGAAGAAGUUACUGUAUAUUUCAUACAUUCUACCUAUCAAACCUUAUUGUUAUACAAGUGGGAAGAAGGCAUUUCUUGACUUUUUUGGCAACAAAAAAUCAGUAUUUACAGAAUAAAAACCCCACUUUGGUCAAUCACUUUAACUGGUUUUUAUGCUAAAGCUUUAGAUGAGCACUGUCUUCUUAUAUAAAAUAAUGUUCAGUAUUUGUCCUACAGUUUUGUAUGUCCAGUCCUUCCAGGACAAUGUAAACAAAGAGCAGAAGGUCAAUGUGUGGACAAACAGAAAUGGGACUUUUUUUCCCUCUAAACUGUCAGCCAAACUGAUUUUCAGUAGAAGCCCUUAACUCCUCUAAAAAUUUGGUCUUGUGAAAACUUAUUCUGAGGAAUCCCAGCAGACACUGGAAGCUCUCUGGAUGCUGGUUUUCCAUAUUUUUUCAUAGGACUUGUGCUCCUAAUCGAGAUUGAUUAUUGAAAAUCCAUUCUGUUAAUAAUGAUGGCUCAUUUGGAAACUUGGAUUGGCUGAAGGUCCCCUGCUUUAUCUGGUGAAGAUCAAAAAAACACCAAAAAAGGGAAAGGCAGUACUUUCCCAGGUUUAAUGCAAAUGGCAGUUCAAGAUUUUUGUUAGUCCAAGACAAUAAAAUUUUUACAAAAAGGCCAAUUCUUUGCUGUUGAAAAUUAAUAUAGUAUUAUUGUCUUCAUUUACUCAAAUUUGAGCAAGAUGUGUAUCUGGCACAUUUUCAGACAUUGCUUAAUUCUCAGGUUUUCUUUUUCAAAAGUAAUGGUGGUCAGUUAUCCUGUGUGGGUGUGCUGCCUUGGAUCAUACUGGGGUGGGGGAUAUUGUGGGCUUGCAAUUGUUAGUUAAAAUCUGUGCUGUGAUUCCAGAGUAGCUUAGCUGUAUGUGAGCCUUUAAUCACUUUAAUCAAAGGUAAGACUCAGCAGCAACUAGAAGGCAUGAGAAACUCUGCAUUUCUCUAAUCCAGAACAGAAAUGAGCUUGCUUAUGGAUUUAGUAGUCAUAACAUGAGGCACCUCUUGAAAAUAAGUAAAUAACUUUCACCACAUUUUGAGAUUAUCCAGCUGGAUCUUUCUGUGAAGGGAAUGACAGUUCUCUGUUUCUGCCCUUUUACCAGUAGCCCCUGUGAAUCAGCAUGGCAAUCUAGCCUGUGCUGAAUAUGUUUCAGGCUUCCUUUCCAUGAAGCCUUUCUGGAUGAGAAAGAACUGUCUUGGACCUUUUCAGACUUCAGCAUAUAGAGAACAUCUGAACUUACUGUGCAAGGGUGAGUUUUUCCUUGCCUGAGAGGGUAGAUGUAUGGGAAUUAGCCCAGAAACUUAUUUUAAUGCAAAUUCCCUCACUUUCUGCUGGGAUACUGAUGUUAAAGAUUUCUUCCAUUGGUAUUAAAGCAUUCUUGGGAUUAGAGGAGUUAUUUUUUUUCUACCUUGAUAAACAGCAUAUGGACUUCUGUGGCCUAUCUGAAAAAUGAGUUACAAAAACUGUUCAAGCUUGAGGUUGUGAAAUUUCCAUCCAAACUACAGAUCUGAGAAGUUCCUGCACAGGAUGACAAGUUUUAGCCUAUAGCCAUUAGUUUGCACACACACAGGAUGUAGCAUGCAUUUUUUACCCUGGGAACACCAGUGAGAUGUGUAAGAAUCGUAAAUGGAUCAAAGUUCAUGUUUCACCACUGAAAGAGGAAUGCCACUUCCCAGCUAAUAAAUCCAUAGUUGUGAUGUCAUGACUUAGUUCCCUAGAGUGAAUUUUUUUCCAAAUAGCCAUUAGUAGAUUUAGAUUUCAGUCUGACUUCUCUGGCACAUCUUCAUUGUUCAGUAGGUGCUGAUGUCAGAGUCCCAACCUCUCUGGCCAAGCUCUUUUUCUCUUCUUACCACCCACAGUUCUGUGUGAAGACUACAAAUGUAGAGGUUUAGACCAAAAGCUUGUAGUUCAAUAACUUGUCUCUUACAGCUGCCAAUAAGAAAUGUCUAGGUUAAUUCUGUACCUGAUCUAGAUCAACGGAAACAUUUUUCAUAGUAAAUGAUGGAUAAAUGCUAGUUUUACUGGCAAAUUGGAGUAGCAAUCAAAACCAGUUUGUAUCACCAUCCUUAUGCUCUCAGAGACUUUUUGUCGUAUAAAGAAAUCUAAAAUCAGAGAUCUGUGUGAGAACUGAAAAUUGAUAUUAGUAUCACCCUGAAUACAUUGACAGUGUUUGCAAAUCAUCAUCUAUUUCCCCAAAUUAGAGUACACUGACUGUAUAAAAAUAUGCAGUCUUUGUUUUUCAUAAGCUUAUGUAAAGGUAACAUAUCUAGAACUGCAGCACAGAUGCUAAGUAUUGUGUUAUUUGUGUUAUGAUGAAGCAUCUUAAUGAAAAUAGUGUGGGCCCUCUGGGGACAUUUUUCUAUGUCAACGUGAGGAAAGCAUAAAACCAAUUCUCAGCACUUACUAAAUUAGUAGUUGCAUCUGCUGCCUUUUGUAUUAGGUUGCAAGCUUAUUUUAUUGGGCCCCUUUACAAGGUUAAAUGAAACUUAUUAUCAAGAUUGAUGUUUUCAUGUCAAUUAGGUGGUAGUCAGACAACAUUUCUCCAAUAACCCUUACUUUUAGUGAUAGGGAAAAGGUUCUCAUUUUCCUGGAGUUGUCUUGAUAAAUAGAAAGAUUCUCAGAAUUUUGUACCUUGAGGUGAUGAGGUAGAGAGGUUAGAGGUGCUGAAAUGGUUAUAGAAAUCAUAUACUCUAGCUGGAAUUUUCUUUCAGCUUUUUACAUCCUGAAACAGAUGAUCUUUGAUUCCUCUAGGUAAGAAUUUACAUUCUGUGUUUCUUCACGUAGCUGCAAGUAGCCACAUUUUCUGUCUUGAGUUUCUGUGCAGAACAAAUCCACCCUCUCUGAAGAGAGGGGGAUCUAUUUUGUAUUGCAUGUACAAGGCAAAGGGAAGGUGAUGUGAGGAGCCCUCCUAACUGGGUCCAUCAAUCUCUUUGUGGAUGGUUUCUUGUACAAAAAUAAGGAGGCCAAAGUAAAGAGAGUCCACAAUCAUUUCCCCAGAACACUUUUAACAGAUCUUGUGUCAGAUUUUUUCCAUCUGCUUGAAGCUCCCCAUCACACAGGCUUUUCUGUUAUGCAGUUCAUAGAGAUCAUGAACUCAGAGCAAAAAGGAAAUAGUGAUGAAGUGGUAGGGUGGUGCAUAAAUUAUGUUCUGCAUCCCUCUGGUAAAAUUUGCCAUUCAAAGACAAAAGCCUCUGCAUGGGAGAAUUACUGCUAAGCCAGGACUCUGAAAGUGUGGUUUUCUUGCAGGAUCCCAAAGGAUAUUUCAUUUUUAAUUCCAAGGAGCCAAUAGUCAUUAACUGUGAUUGUGGUUUUGGCUUCUCUGCUCAUUCCCACAUACAGUUUCAGAUCUGAGUGUUUUGAAGCCUGGAAACAUGCCUCUGCAAACAGAAAACCAAAGCUCUUAAAACCUUGGAAGUCUUGUAUGGGAAUUGCCUGUUUUGAAGAAAUCCUUGUGAUUGAGUCAUUAAGAGUCUGUGGCAGUUCAUGUGUGUGCACAUACCAUUUCACAGUGCUAUCUCCUCCUGUCCUUACAGUGUUCCCUACCCAGCCCAAUAGCAGCAUUGGGCAUGUUUAACUUCCAUUUUUCCUGUGUAAAGCAAGCAGUGGAAAACCAUGACACACUGCAUGCGUUUAAAAGUAUCAGCAUUGUGCUAAGAUGUAAACUCUGAUAAGCAAUUUCACAUUGUGUGUUUCUUGCCCUGAAUAGAUCCUUCUCUCAGGCAAUUUAAAAAUGAAUGGGCAAAAAAUAGCACCCAAAACUGCUGUGUUGAAUUGCAAAUGAGUCUGAGACCUGCACUGGUUGUUAGGGCAAGUUGAAUUGCUGGACAGCUUUCUGAUUCUUCAGCUGCCACAAGCUGUCACAUGUACAUGCUUCAUGUAGAUGGUCCUGUCCAGCAGCAGCAUUCUAAACUUAGAACAUCUGAGUUUUCCUCUUCUAGUCUCACCUCUGCUGAGUGCUCAGAGCUCACUGAGGAGAGCUAGUUCCCUGUCCAAAUGCCGUCUCAGAGCUUCUGGCUUCCUUUCUGGAUUCUGGUGAUCUUUUGCAAAAUUGUGCAUGUGUAGUAUUGGAAAUAGCAGUGUGCUUAAAUUAGCAACAAAACAAGAAGCUUAAAAAAGCUUGUCAAACUCAGAGACAGUUGGUUCCUUUCCCUCAAGGUAAUACAUUAUUCAUAAUGCUGUGCAGGAUUGAGGGUGCCAGUGACAGGAGAGGCUAUGGAUGAAUUGAAGAUGCUGAGUGUGCAGUAGACUCAACAAUUAGGAGUUGAUCGGCUUCUGCUACUGUUAAUAAUUCCAUCAUCUUGCAUGCUAUGUCCUGCUCUUGGUCAGGGUUCUGCUCUCCAAAAGACCUCCACUUUCCUUCCCUUAGCACACUGUAUAUGACGUGGUGAAUAAUUCCUACUGUUGUUCUAAUUAUCAUAUACUGUUGACAUGGCUGCUUAUAUCUAAAGAAAAACUGGGGUUAAAGGGCUGAUCUUACUCUUCUUGCAGCAAAGACAAAACUGCUGCAGUGACAAAGCAAACACUCACAUCCUUGGAGAGGGAAAAGACCACAGUGCAAGUUAUCACUGGUGGGUUUGGGUGAACUCAGUGCAUUAAUAGCCCGUGGCAUGCUUUUAGCUUCAACAAGCACCAAAUUUAUCUGUGUGGAUAGGAGUUACUCCUUAACGACGCUAUUAAUUUGCAAUGCAUGAGUAGGCUUACAACAAAAAUCUGUGAAGUGUUUAACCUCAUAUACAUGAUUGAUCUUUUGUGGCUUGGCUGUUAAUCAUGCUUGAAAGCAAGAGAAACAGUGAAACUGAGGAAUGCAGCAAUUCAGUCACAGGCAAUGGAUCAUUCACUUCUGCAGAUGCUAACUUGCUCCUGUGGCUUAGAAAGGUUGACCUCCAGUUAUCUGUGGUCCAGGUUAGUGUCACUAUAGCAACAAAAUGGCCUCUGAAAACAUCAUGAGGCAUCUCAGCCUGCUUCCCUCUGGGCUGGGGUUCACAUUAGAGAGCCCAGUACAACAUGUGAUGCAAAGUGGCAACUUUGCUGGCAGACUUAACAAAAGGAUCAAUGGAGGCAGAUGUUAAACCAGCUGUUUGCUCCAGGGAUUUUAGUUUCCAAAGGCAGAGUGAGGCUGAACGUGUUUUAAUUCGGACAAGAAGAGAGGAUUUCAGAGAAACAAGUGUCUUCCCUGGCUAGCAAGGAGGCAGUGGAAUUAACAUGAAACCAGAGGGACAUGCAGAUUACCUUGGCUGCAGCAGCUCCUUCAGCUGUCUGGCCCUCUUUGGCAUCCAGCAAUCAAGUUUCUUUUGAAAACUGGAGGACAGGUAAGCACUUCAGGCCCUUGUCCCCUCUGCUUUAGAAAGAGAAUGAGGCUCCCUAAGUUCUUGAGUGUGCUUAACUUUCUCAGUGACCACAGAUGGCAAACUUAGACUAGACAUCUGUCUUUUAAGAUGUCCAAGAUAAGUGAGACUGAUCCCACUGAAUUACAUUCUUUUCAGCCCAAGUGCUGUGUCUCAGAUCUUCUGUUGUGCUGCUUUCCAGAAUCUUGCACUGGUCAAAAUAAAUUGAAUCAAACUAAGUGUCAGAGGGAUAGAUAAGCAUAUUCUAGGAUAAAUAAAAUGAUACCACUGUAGCCAUGGUGACUGGAACAAAUGUGGGCUACUGCAGUUUUGCAAAUCCCUCCUCGUGUCUGAACCCUCCCUUUGCAUAUGAUACCAGCACUGCCAAUCACACCUCUGGGAUGCCAUUAGGAGUGUGAUUUAGAAAAGGGUUUUGAGCUUUGAGCCCCUAGCUCAGUUAUGCAGAACCUGUGUGCCACGUUCACCUGUACUGUAUGCCAGAAUGCCUGCAUAAACAUGAUCCUGUAGUCAAGGUGGUAAUAACAUAAAUGGAUUCUAAAGAACAGAGAGAUAGUUGCUAGGUUAUCAUUAACACACAUUUUUUGUGCUUUUGUGAAUUUGUAGGCCCAAAAUUAUCUUUUCAUUAGCAAAAGGUCUCACAUUGAGCUACUUGUUUUCUAGGUAAUUAUUCUGUAGCAAUACUCUCUAAUGACUACUCUUGAAGCAAUAAAGAAAGCCAUGCUAAUCUCUUCUGUGUAGGCUCCUGUGCAACACCUAUCACCUUAACAAACUUCUUUUCAGUAGGACAUUAAAUGGCAGAAUAACACCCUGACAUGUACUGUUUGUCCUUCCAUCCUCUUCCUCAGAGGAGAAGAGCAUAUAAUGGGAUAGUUUGAUUUCUUGAGGUGGUGUUUUUUUGUUAGUUUUCUAAAAGUAUAUGUUGCUACUUACUUAAAUAAAGAAGAGCAGAAUCAGAAUUAUAGACCAGAAUUAGGAAAGAGCUUUGGAUUUAAACAGUAUUUUAAAAGACUGCCCACUGAGUAAGACUAGUCUCACAUCCUAGAAACAUGGGAAGAAGUGUGGGUAAUAGAUGUAAGAUAUACCCGGGAAUGAUAAAUAGGAGUAAUAAACCAAGAAGGUUUAUGCAAUGGAUGACUUCUGUGUAAUACACAACAGUAAAUAGAUGCUAAAACUGAUUAAUACCCACAGAGGGCAAAUACUGUUUAAUCAAUUUUGGCAUUUGUUUAUUACCAUUACAUCCCUAAGGUAUUAUUUUUUCCUUCCCUAAUGAGAUUAGAACAUACUGUUAAAUCAAUAUCAGAGUUUCUGAACUUAUUGCAAGCUUGGGAAUAAAUAACCAUCAAGGAGAGAUUUUUUUAGAUGUGAGCCAUUGCAUGAGAGAACAGAUCAUGUGGAAAAGAAAAAGGAGGUACUGACAGAUAUAUUUAUUUUAGAAAUUUCUAUGGCACUUCUGAUUGAUUAAAAUAAUUCUAAAACUGUGCACUGAAAGCAGGGAUUCCCAGUUCAGAUUAUUUGCAUUUCCUAUGAAGAAGCAGGUAAAAUUUUUAAAGUCACAUUAAGGGGCAUACUUCUCAAUUCUAUUUUCUCUGCUUAAACACAACCUCUUUUUGAAAGUUGAAUCUUACUUUGCUGAAUGAUCCUGAGGUUCUAAAUGCCUAAAUAAGUUUUGGAAAUGUGGUUUAGAAAUCCCCCUUCUAAGUUAAGUCACAUGAGCUUGUCAGUAUUUAGGUGUGUAAACAUUCCUCUCUGGAAACUUCUUGUAGGUCCUGCAAGUGUAUAAAUAAGAAGCAUCUGAAGAAAGUGAAGUUUGUGUGUAGGAGAGGGCAGCUGUACAUAGAUGUGUUGCUAAUGUUAGCUUUCAUCUAUCUGGAAGCUGGAUGGUGCAGAGAUUAUUCAUACAAAGUGCAAGAAAGUAUUGCACAUAGUGUCAUGAACUCUGAGGGUGUAAGGUUGAAUUUUAGAGUCUAUAAUCCUUACAGUUUUAAUGGAAUUGCAUGAGAAAUGCAUGAUUUUUGAGUUUUUUAUUUUAAGUUAGUGUUGAAUACCUACUUACAGAGAAAAAUUGUGGGGGGGAAAAGAAUAUCUAGAAAGUCUAAAUGCAAAACACAAAGAGUGUCCUGCUUUUAUGUAUUAUUUGGCUUUUCUGGAAUUAGAAGUACUCCAUGAGUUUCAAUACUGAACACAAAACUAGAUAUAAAACAGGGCAAGUGGGUACUUUGCCAACUGGAAAUUUGGAGGUGGUAGUAAGAAUGUCUUUUUAAAAGUAUAUAGGGAUAAAUGUUAGCACUUUAAAAAAAAUGGAGACUGCUUUGCUCUGCAAGUAUUGUUUAGAAAUACCUAAUCAGAAAGAAAGCUUGGAAUACUGUUGCAUCAUAAUAAAAAGGUACAAAGUCUAUGAGAUAAUCUGCAGUUCACAUCCUUCCUUCAUAAACAGUCCUCUAUAUGGAGUUUUCAAAUGCACGUUCAACCAAGAGUUGUCUGUAGUAAAUUUCCAAGGAAGUAGUAUCUUACCCAGCAGCUUCUGCAGAAAAGCCAUGCAGAUCAUGUUGGGUAAGGCCAAAAUUUAACUCAGUUGUUUAGAGCUUAGUAAGAAAUACAGAGGCAUCCCAAAGCCAAGUUUAAACGUGCUUACUGACAGGACAGCAUUGUGCUUUUUAUUGAAGUCUAAACAAAACCCAUUCUAGACAAAACUCCCAUCCUAAUACAUGACA
Messenger RNA from Sturnus vulgaris (Common starling), 10857 nucleotides. It is a transcript of the gene GUCY1A2, whose product is annotated as guanylate cyclase 1 soluble subunit alpha 2. The record is from RefSeq and is a predicted model, not a curated record. Gene Ontology annotation, biological process: cGMP biosynthetic process; response to oxygen levels. Gene Ontology annotation, molecular function: guanylate cyclase activity; heme binding. Gene Ontology annotation, cellular component: guanylate cyclase complex, soluble. Lineage: Eukaryota; Metazoa; Chordata; Aves; Passeriformes; Sturnidae.